AUGGAGGAGGAAGUGCUCAGCCUCACAAAAGCCACAGACGUCACAACCUCCAUCGAACAAAACUCGAUAGUUCAACCGCAUGCUCGGUUACAACGACUCACCGAGCACAUUCAACGUCUCCAAGAAAAAUAUAAUCCGGAGACACCGAACUCUCAACUUCAACUCUUGGUGAUCGAACUUCUUACGGUCAAGGAAAGGGAAAUAACCGAGGAGGUGGCACGGCUCGAAAUGCAGGUCGUUCACCUAGAAAAGUCGAACUCAUCCAAAUCUGAGGAUGUUGGCGGUCAGAAUCCAACCGAUGAAGAGCUACCUACUCCUCCACCGGAUCAAACUAUCAACAUAACCGAAGUGAGGACAAGUACUCCUUCAAACGACCAACGUGGGUCUUUUCAAACUGGGAAUUCAGAACCGGCCGUAAUGGAAGAGAGGGUCAAGACUCUCAUUGAAGAGUUUGUCAACGACGCGGUUCAGCCCUGGAAGAAAAAGAUAAAAGAAACCGCGGCUAAAGUAGUCGAGAUAGCCGAAACAAUAAGGGAUGAUCUAGGCGAGGCGGUCAAGCGGAUCACGUCGGUUGAAACAAACUACGGUAAUACAGAUCAACUAUACGGUAGUCAUCUUGAGCGAACCAAGGAUUUGGAGGCUAUAACUCCGAAGCUGGUGACCGACCUCGCUUCGGUCAGCAAAACGGUGGCUGAGAUGGAACGGUCUCAAGAAAAGACCGAUCAACGGCUAACAAAGGUCGAGGAGGACCUAGCGCAAUCAAGUUCCCAAGCCGGUUCGACAUUUGACAGGGUAAUAAUUCUUGAAGAAAAGAAUACGACCCUUGAGGAAAAGAACGCCAAACUUGAAGCCGAUCUCAAGGAGGUCACCGAACAGGUGGCUGAAUUAAUAACGGCUAAGCUGGUUGCCGAUAAGGCAAUUGAGGAGGCGAAUACUCUCGCGGCUCAGCAACUUCAAGAUGCGCUGGACAAGCAGACACAAACACAGAAGGAAGCGGCAGCGGCUGAUGCGAACAUAGCCGGACAUAUGCAAAACCUGGCAGUCAAUGCACCGGCGAUCGUAAAGUCCAUAGCGGCUCAAGAAGCCGAAGAUGCUAAGCAGUUAAAGGCUCAACAAGAAACGUACAACAAUUUUGCCAAGGCUCACAAGAGGUCCCAGGCGGUUGUCUCCUCUUCGGUUCCGGUCACCCGAAAGAGGAAAGCUGCUUCAAAGAAGGCGCAACUCACCGGGCUGCUGGACAGAAUCACUGAGACGAUUAUCGACCCUCCACCCACCAACCCGGCUAUGCAAACCGAGGAUGAUUUCGAGGAAGAGCUCGAGCCUCAGCCACCACUUCGAAGACAGCGGUGCUUGAAUGUGACUCCAAUCAGAUCAAUCGGUCAACCGUUCUCUCCUCAAACCGGCACCUCAGGCGGUCAAGGUCCCUCUUCCAGGCCGGCUAAGGGACAAACAACCGAUAAACUGAUGGAAUAG
Messenger RNA from Impatiens glandulifera, 1473 nucleotides. RefSeq names its product coiled-coil domain-containing protein 110-like. NCBI's taxonomy places the organism in Eukaryota, Viridiplantae, Streptophyta, Magnoliopsida, Ericales, Balsaminaceae. The coding region runs from base 1 to 1473 and encodes 490 amino acids. The record is from RefSeq and is a predicted model, not a curated record. The transcript has a single exon.